UUGGAGUAAGUCCAGCACUUUAAAAACAAACCUCAAUGCCCUAAAUGAACCAGUUCUCUAAAUAGAGUAAACGCUUUCCAUUUCGGUUCAGUGUAAAGACCCCUACCACCUCCCCUCCUCUCCCCCUGCCCACCCCAAUAGCAAGUUGGCCCAGGGACGCUACGUUCUGGCUCGGCAUCUUCCCCUGGAGCCCUCCUCACCAGCUAGGCAGCCGCCCACCAGCACAAAGCCGCUCCUUUGUCUGCAAACCGUAGAGCUUGCCGCCACCCCCUCUUCAGCCGCGCCCGCCACGUCCACCUCUCUGCCCCUCUAGCCGUGAGUGCUCUCAGCCAAUCAGGCCUCCGAGCUCGGGGCCUGGCCUGGGGUGUUGUCCGCACCUUGCCGACUGAUUGGCUGUGACUUCCCCUCCCUGCCGGGCCUGGCGAGGAAGACUGGGGGAAGCUCUGCGCCCGGGCUCGCUUUCUCCUAGUUGAGAAUCGGAGUGAGGCACAAGCAGAACCAGGGGUACCGUAGGCUGGGCUGGACAGGGCAGGGCAGGGCAGGGCAGAGCUGGGCGCGUGGGGCAGGGCUGAGGCCCCAGGAAAAAGCGAGUGGUGCUCGCUGUUGCUGCUGCUGUCGCUGUUGGAACAGCGGAGGGAGUGCCCAGCUCUGCAGAGCACAAGGAAGGAGCGAGUGAGGCUCCGUCUGGGGCAGGGGGGAGGGCGGGCUCGAGGUUUCGGCGGCGCAUCUCCCGUCCCCCGGCCUUUGGCGAGCCCCGCACCCAGAACUGGGAGGGUGGGGCGGGCGGAUCGGGGAUCCGCGGGUGGGAGGCAGCCUGGGGGGCGUCGCGAAGGAGAAGGAGAGGAGAGACCGCGCUGCACCUGGCACCGGGAGAGAGGCCGGCGAUGGCGCUCGACUUCUUGGCAGGAUGCGUUGGGGGUGCUGCAGGUGUGCUGGUGGGGCAUCCUUUUGACACCGUCAAGGUCCGCCUCCAGGUUCAGAGUGUAGAGAAACCUCUCUACCGUGGGACUUUCCACUGCUUUCAGUCAAUUAUCAAGCAAGAAAGUGUAUUUGGCCUGUAUAAAGGCAUCGGGUCCCCCAUGAUGGGCCUGACUUUUAUCAACGCCCUGGUGUUUGGGGUGCAAGGCAACACGAUCCGGGCCCUGGGGAAGGACACCCCCAUGAACCAGUUCUUGGCCGGGUCUGCCGCCGGCGCGAUUCAGUGUGUGAUCUGCUGCCCCAUGGAACUGGCCAAGACUCGGAUGCAGCUUCAGGGCACAGGCGAGUACAAACUGAAAGCGCGGACCUACAAAAACUCCCUGGACUGCCUGGCCAAGAUCUACCAGCAGGAGGGGCUGCGGGGCAUUAACAAGGGCAUGGUGUCCACCCUGAUCCGGGAGACGCCCAGCUUCGGCUUCUACUUCCUGACCUACGACUGCCUGACGCGCUCCCUGGGCUGCGAGCCCGAGGACAGCUUUGUGGUGCCCAAGCUGCUGUUGGCAGGCGGCAUGUCGGGCAUCGUGUCCUGGAUCUCCACCUACCCGGUGGAUGUCAUUAAGUCCCGGCUCCAAGCAGACGGUGUGCACGGCGUCCAGCAGUACAGCGGGAUUCUCGACUGCGUGCGCAAGAGCUACCAGGUGGAGGGCUGGAGGGUGUUCACGCGGGGCCUCACGUCCACGCUGCUGCGGGCCUUCCCAGUCAACGCGGCCACCUUCGCCACCGUCACAGUCUUCCUCAUGUACAUGAGGUCCGAGGAAGUGAUGACAGAGUGUGAGGCGGCCCUGCCCCAGCCUUCCAGCCUGUAAAUGCUCCGCUCCUCAAGCCAGGCUGUCUCCGGUUCCGGUCCGUUUUAAUGUGCCUCUCUCCCCCCUCCAGCGCUGGACUUUGCCCUGCAGUAUUUUUGUAAAUUCCUGUCUUUGUAGAAAACUAUGUAAACAAACUUCCGGGUCUGUGUCCGCGGCUUGGCCCGGGUACCAUCUUGUUUUCUGGGGAGCUUGGGGAGCUCGGGCCUCCCUCCCUUUGUUCCUGGGGAAUGGAGCCAAGCCAAAGCGCCUCGAAUGCCAGCAUUCUGAUCCUAGGGCACUCUUGAGUUAAUUCUUUGUCCCCUGAUGCCAGCGGCAUUCUGACAGGUUCCAGCCUGGAUUUUAAUCAGCCCAACCUUCUUUCCAGGGGGCUCUAAUUGACAUUUUUGAAGAGCUUGGACCUUGUCACAUUUUACUUUCUUAUUUUGGGCCUAUUUGGCAGUCAGGCCUGGGUUUGAAUAAUGUCACCCUCUGCUCCUUAAUACCAGUGUGACCUUGGGCGUGCUUUUAUUAUGAAAGGAGGAUGUUGGAUUUGGUGGUCCCAAUCGUAGUUUUAGGAUUUAAAAACAAGGUGUGUUGUGAGCUUCCUGCUCUUCCUAGCCCAGAGAGUAAAUCUUGGCUCUCAAGUCAUUUCUCUGGUGUAGCUGGGCCAGCAAGCAUUUCAUUUGGGAGCCAUGCUGCAGCCGGGAGCACAAGCAGACAGGCCUCAUCACCACUGAGCAAGAUGGCGCCCUUUCCUACCCUUCCUCAGGAACAGAAAGUCUACUUGUGAUAUUUCACAGAUAAAGAAGUCAACUCACAUUUCUAUCAUGUUAAACUCAGGAAAAGGAGAACUAAUGGAGAUAGAUGAGGGGGAACCCUCACCCCCAGGCCCCUCCCCUGCACUGGGCACUUUGGCCAUCACUCACAGUUGUGGUUCUGACCUGUUGGGAAGAGGAUGUUAUCAAGUGUGGGCUCUAGGAAUCCUUGUAUUUAUUGCUAUCACGGUGGCAUUCUCGUUUUUGAGGACCUAAGCCUUGUUCAUGCAAAUACUUUAAUAUAGUGGGACUGAGCUCCAGAUUUAAUAGAGAAUUGAGGCCAUUCGUUGUGUCUUUCCUGGGAAGCAAAGAAAUGGAUCUUCCUUGAAGACGGGUGUAGGGGACCUGGGACAUGCUUAGGGAGUACAGAGAAUGGGUCCUUUUAAAAUUGUAUUUAAAAAAAUAUUUAAGUAAGAGCAUUUUGCAUUGUUAGAAAUUAUACUGGAGAUACCUACUCUUUGAAUCCAAACAUUUGGUAGGAGGAGGCAGAGAAGAGUAUUAUGGCCAUUUGUAGGCUCCCACCGAGGUUCACACUGAAUGUGAAGUGUGUUAUCUAAAGUUUAUGUAUACAAGCCAAUGAUAUCUUUGUAAGAUAUUCUGUAAUUAAUGUACAUAGACUCAAUAAAAAUUUUUUUUAAAAUCAAGACUUACAAAAAAGUUUAUUGAUGCCUUUUU
This is a messenger RNA of Monodelphis domestica (gray short-tailed opossum), 3253 nucleotides long. It is a transcript of the gene SLC25A29, whose product is annotated as solute carrier family 25 member 29. Gene Ontology annotation, cellular component: mitochondrion. NCBI's taxonomy places the organism in Eukaryota, Metazoa, Chordata, Mammalia, Didelphimorphia, Didelphidae. The record is from RefSeq and is a predicted model, not a curated record. Gene Ontology annotation, molecular function: high-affinity L-arginine transmembrane transporter activity. Gene Ontology annotation, biological process: mitochondrial L-ornithine transmembrane transport.